AGAGUUGGGGUGCAUGUGCUUUGCUUAUAAAUAAGCCCCAAUUCUCCAUUCUCCCCACCACAUGCUCUCCACUUUCCAUAACCUUUUUAUGCCUUAAAAUUUGACCCUCUGCAUCCCAUUAAUCAACAGUGGAAAACCCAGAUGGGUCCUGCUCAGAAACUCUUUCCCGUUCUGUUUUAUGUCUUUGUUAUGUGCUCAUGUGCUUAUUCAGCUACAUUCACGAUCAUAAACAAGUGUAGCCAUCCUGUCUGGCCAGGCAUACUCUCUAACGCUGGCACCUCACAGCUCCCCACAACCGGUUUCGCCCUGCAGCCUGGCGAAUCGAACUCAAUUGAGGUGCCGCAAGCAUGGUCUGGCCGUUUAUGGGGUCGAACACUUUGCUCUCAGGACUCCACAACUGGGAAAUUCUCUUGCCUGACAGGGGACUGUGGCUCCACCACAAUCCAAUGCUCUGGUGAUGGCGCUGCUCCUCCUGCCACCCUUGCGGAAUUCACUCUUAAUGGAGCUAACGGGCUCGACUUCUAUGAUGUUAGUCUUGUUGAUGGCUACAACCUGCCAAUGCUAAUAUCACCACAAGGCGGUGCAAGUGGGAAUUGUACAAUUACAGGCUGUUCGGUGGAGUUAAACAAUGCAUGCCCGUCAGAGCUUAAGGUUAUGGACAGUGAAAAUGGUGAGAGCGUAGCGUGUAAAAGUGCGUGUGAAGCGUUUGGGAAUCCUGAAUAUUGUUGCAGUGGAGAAUAUGGCAAUCCUAACACCUGCAAGCCCAGCUCCUACUCAGAAUUCUUCAAAACUGCUUGCCCUCGAGCUUAUAGUUACGCCUAUGACGACGGGACUAGCACUUUCACUUGUGCAGGAGCCGAUUACGAAAUCAGCUUUUGUCCUUCACCUUCCACCAGUUUAAAGUCGGCAAACGGGCAGUAUCCACAAGCUGUGGAUGUCUCAGCGGGCGCUCGCAGGACGUCACCUUAUGUCAUCAGCGGUAGCAUGGCUGUUUUGGCGGCAAUUUGGCGGUUGUGGCAGCUCUACUAAUCCUGCCAACCGUACGUUUGCUAUAGGGAGAAAAAAAAUUAGAAAAGACUCUUCCAAUACUUACGACUUGAAAUUCUUUUACGAACAAAGAGCGAUUCAGUCCAUCGGAUUCACCUCCUGUUCAUAUGAAUACGAGAGAGUGUACUAUUUUUUCUUAUGGGUAUGAAAAUUUUAAACAUGUGCCAAGAGUCAGAAGUGGCAAUUGGCCUGCAAUUGUGGGGGUUGUGCUUGCUGUAUUUGCUUACCCAACUUGGAGGAAGGAUUAUUGGGACAUUAAAAAUAUUGAUAUCAGGUGCAAAGAUGUGAUGGAAAUGGUAAUGCAUACAAUGGAUAAAAGGUGAAAAUUGCCCACAUCAGCAAUCAUGUUUCUGGAUUCGGACAAAGAGCAAAAGAUGAGCAAGUGGGUUAUAUCUUGAUUUUCUUUUCUUAAUUUGAAGAAUUUUAAUGUUUCAGACAUUCAAGUUGAUUUGGAGGUGUAAUAGAUUUAUAGUAUUUUGGGGUAUACUAUGAUUGCUUGUUUAAUUUAAUGUAAUAUAUUUUUCAAAGCUUUCUUA
Molecule: messenger RNA, 1583 nt
Organism: Ricinus communis (castor bean)
Lineage: Eukaryota; Viridiplantae; Streptophyta; Magnoliopsida; Malpighiales; Euphorbiaceae
Product: thaumatin-like protein 1
Exons: 2
Coding region: 142-1029 (295 amino acids)
Biological process (GO): defense response
Cellular component (GO): extracellular region
Source: RefSeq, a predicted model, not a curated record